Molecule: messenger RNA, 1535 nt
Organism: Hemicordylus capensis (graceful crag lizard)
Lineage: Eukaryota; Metazoa; Chordata; Lepidosauria; Squamata; Cordylidae
Product: nicotinamide N-methyltransferase-like
Exons: 4
Coding region: 158-946 (262 amino acids)
Cellular component (GO): cytosol
Molecular function (GO): N-methyltransferase activity
Source: RefSeq, a predicted model, not a curated record
GAGGAAUCGGAUUGGCUGCAGCCGCUUGAGCAGCCGCUGUUCCAGCCAGUUAGACCCAAACCAGGAGUUUCAGGCGGGCAGCGCCAGAGCGGCUGCCGCUGCUGCCGCCUGUGAGAAGCUCCCUCCCUGCUCGGAAGGUUCCCCGGGCUGCAGGAUCAUGGAGACAGAGUUCACUGAGAAGGACUUUUAUGCUCAACAUUUUGUUCCAAAACAAUAUUUGGAAAACUAUUACUGUUUUCGAUCGGGGAAAGAUGCAGAAAAUUCCCUUUUAACAACUUGCCUGCAAAAUCUCCACAAGGUGUUCUCUUUGGAUGGCAUUAAAGGAGACACCCUGAUUGAUAUUGGAAGCGGGCCCACCAUCCACCAAUUCCUCUCUGCCUGUGAGUCCUUCCGAGAGAUCGUAGCCUCCGAUUAUACCGACCAGAACCGGGAGGAGAUGCAGCGAUGGCUGAGGAAGGAGCCGGACGCCUUCGACUGGAGCCCAAUGGUGCAAUACGUGUGCGAGCUGGAGGGUGACAGGGAAAAGUGGGCCCGCAAGGAAGAGCAGGUUCGCAGGGCCAUCACGCAGGUCCUGAAAUGCGACGUGACGCUGCCCAACCCACUGGCGCCUCUGACCCUCCCUCCUGCGGACUGCUUGCUCUCCUCCUUGUGCCUGGAAGGCGCCUGCAAAGACCUGUCCGUCUACCGCUCCGCCGUAAGGAACAUCAGCUCCCUCCUCAAGCCUGGGGGGCACCUCGUCUUAUUCGGCGUCCUGGAAGAAACUUUCUACAUGGUGGGCCAGCACCAGUUCUCGUGUCUCUACUUGGAGCAGAAGGAUGUGGAAGAAGCGGUGAGAGAGGCCGGGCUGAGGGUCCAGUGGGUCAAGGAGGCCAGGAUGCAGUUUUCACCCUCUGUGAGCGAUCUCAAGGGGGUCUUCACCCUGGUGGCUCAGAAGCACUGCAGCUGAAGGAAAGCGGGCGGAGGACAGGGAUGGGGGAGGGAGUUCCCACUAUGGGGCUAGUCCUUCGGAUGACUAUGGUUGAAAUUGAGGAAGGCUAAGCCAGAGCUGGCCAUCCUGAGGCUCUCCAGCUGCCCAACAGCAGCAGGAAAGAGCCUCAGCUUGGCCAUGCCUGGUCUAAGCUCACCCCACAAAGGCAUUUUCCAGAUUACACGUUACAACAGCAGUAGUUUACUCUCCCUUGGCAGGAUCAUAUUGAAACCAUAAAUAAAGGGUAUUGCACAAAGCCACCAGCAGGGGGAGCAGUCUUUUCUAGCUUGUGCACAUGUCCUACAAGGGGUAAAUGCAGCUGGUGUUUUGUUGGGGUUUUUUGGUUGUUUGUUUGUUUGUUUUGCAAUGUUGUAGCACUGUAACGCCAAGAUAAAACCUGAAAAGCAGUAUCAGAAAUGUGACCAGCACCUUGCUGACAGUGCAGAGACUGUGAUGUCGAAACACAGGCAGUACGGAAGCACACUUAACGGACACUGUUGUAGCGGGUAACCUGGAAAGCGCCAUGAUGUUGCAAAAAUUAAAAAUAAAACAUACUCUACCUGUGGAA